GUCUCGCAGUCCGGAUCGUCUCUUGUGCUUAGCCUACCAAGGGCACGCACUUAACAAUUUAACAAAAAGCAACGAAUUUAUUUGACCAAAAAGGACACGAAUUUAAGUCACAACCGCGGUGUUUGCCUUCAGAUUGCCGACCUGAUUGGGAGAAUUAAACAUGACACAGAGGACUUUGCUAUGCCCAAACUUGCUGGAUACGCGUGGAGCGAGAAUCCAAUGUAGCGUGGACCGAUUCUGGAGCUGAGUUGACAGCUUCAGAAGCCGUUUGUGAGGACACCAUGCACGGACAUGUUCUACCUCAGUGGAGCUGACCAUGCUACUAAAGGUGCGCCGCAUCACUUGUGUGUGAUCUGAGACCAAAGAUCUGAUCUUCAAUCCUGCAGUAGAGACGCUGGGAGGAGGACAGGUCAGGAAACGGAACAACUAUGUAUGACGCGUGAGAAGAUGAGCCCAAAAUGGAUGUAACCCUAAUAACCGCUGUCAACCUCUCCAUUCAAGAUGUAAAUUCCACGAGCGCACCGAGAACUAUAGCUGUGCCUCAUACGAGGAUAGCCUCCGCGCUCAUCAUCCUGGUGGUCACCGUGAUCAUCUUGGUUACCAUCGUCGGUAACGUGUUGGUGAUCGUGGCCGUGCUGACCAGUCGGGCUCUCCGCGCGCCUCAAAAUCUGUUCUUGGUAUCGCUGGCGUCCGCUGACAUCCUUGUGGCCACGCUGGUCAUCCCCUUCUCCCUCGCCAACGAGGUGAUGGGCUACUGGUACUUCGGCAGCACCUGGUGUGCGUUUUACCUAGCGCUGGAUGUGCUUUUCUGUACCUCGUCAAUAGUCCACCUGUGCGCCAUCAGCCUGGACCGAUACUGGUCCGUCACCAAGGCCGUGAGCUACAACCUCAAACGGACUCCUAAAAGGAUCAAGUCCAUGAUCGUCGUGGUGUGGGUCAUUUCUGCUAUUAUCUCCUUUCCGCCGCUGCUGAUGACCAAGCACGACGAGCACGAGUGCCUGCUUAACAACGAGACGUGGUACAUCCUCUCCUCGUGCGUCGUGUCCUUCUUCGCCCCGGGCCUCAUCAUGAUACUGGUGUACUGUAAGAUAUACAAGGUGGCCAAGCAACGCUCCUCCACAGUAUUCGUGGCCAAGAACGGUCUGGAGAGGCAGACUUCGCAGUCUGAGACCUGCUUCGUCAAGAAGGACCGAUUCGAGAUGGAGAGCCCCAGCAGCCAUAGCUCCGAGAGCCACCAGAGGCAGGAAGAGCUGGACGACAUCGACCUGGAGGAGAGCUGCUGCGCCUCGGACAACAAACCGCGGAACCACCGCUUCUCCAAGAGCAGGAAGGUGGAAGGCUCGGACUGCUGCCCGCGCCAGAGCUGCCGCCUCUCGUGGGCCUCCGCGCGCGCGUCGCGGCUCUUUCAGGAACAGAAUGACGCGGCGGGGCGCAAACAGCUUGCGGCAUCUUCCAAAACCAAAGUUGCCCAGAUGCGGGAGAAGCGCUUCACUUUCGUGCUCGCGGUGGUGAUGGGGGUGUUUGUGCUCUGCUGGUUCCCCUUUUUCUUCACAUACAGCCUGCACGCAAUCUGCCGCGAGGGCUGCCCCAUACCUGGCGCGCUCUUCAAUCUCUUUUUCUGGAUUGGCUACUGUAACAGUUCUGUGAACCCCAUUAUAUACACAAUUUUCAAUAGGGAUUUCAGAAAAGCAUUUAAGAAAAUAGUAUGUCGAACUGCUCAGCGCAAUUGAGACGGUUGACUUGUGUGGGGUUAAGUGUGAGCAUGCGACGUAAUUUUGCCCCUCAGUAGGUGCGAAUGCAAGUGUAAAAUGUUGUAAAUAGUUGUAUAUUGUGCACAAAAUGUUUAGAUGUUGAUCAAAACAACUGUACAGAAAAAAAACUAUUAAACAAAUGCA
This is a messenger RNA of Osmerus eperlanus (European smelt), 1895 nucleotides long. It is a transcript of the gene adra2db, whose product is annotated as adrenergic, alpha-2D-, receptor b. Gene Ontology annotation, cellular component: plasma membrane. The transcript has a single exon. Gene Ontology annotation, biological process: adenylate cyclase-activating adrenergic receptor signaling pathway; regulation of vasoconstriction; regulation of smooth muscle contraction. The record is from RefSeq and is a predicted model, not a curated record. Lineage: Eukaryota; Metazoa; Chordata; Actinopteri; Osmeriformes; Osmeridae. The coding region runs from base 459 to 1730 and encodes 423 amino acids. Gene Ontology annotation, molecular function: epinephrine binding; alpha2-adrenergic receptor activity.